Messenger RNA from Macrosiphum euphorbiae (potato aphid), 717 nucleotides. The record is from the annotation of a GenBank genome assembly. NCBI's taxonomy places the organism in Eukaryota, Metazoa, Arthropoda, Insecta, Hemiptera, Aphididae.
AUGCUGAUCAUCUUAACUGAAACACAAAAGGCUGAAAAAAAAGUCAACGGCUUGAUGCUCUAUUGUGGCAUUUACUCAAGUCGACAUCGUUCUGCUCUACAAACUAAUUACAAAGUUACUAAAAUAUCAGAUAAUACUUGGUCGGUUGCAUCUAAUUCAUUAGAAUUAGAUUAUUUAAUUAAACAAAAUGAACCAUGCUCAUGCAAGCAUAUGCAUGCCAUUAGAAUGAAUUCGAUGGAAUAUAAUGAAAAUGAAAGGAUGGAUGUAAUAUGCAAUCCCAUAGAAAACGAUGAAGUGUGUAUGAAAAUGCCUUCUGCACAACAGCUCACUUUAACAUCCACUGAGUCCAUUGCUAAUAAAAUUCAGCAAUUAUAUAGUAUGUUUGUGUCACAAGCUGGUACACUUGAUGAUGAACAACUAAAAAAAAUAAAUACAACAGUCGAUUCAAGUUUAAAAGUUUUAUAUCAACAAGAAGGCAACUCCAUAACAGAUGUACCGAAUCGAGAACCAUCUAACAAAAAUGUAGACAAACAGCUAAGGUUUUAUUCUACAAAAAAACCAAGGACAAAAGCACCAGAGGAACAAAGACUAAAUAAGCCAACAAUCCAAGUAAUAAACCAAAUAAAAAAUGAUCUUAAAGGCAACGAUACCCCAUACAUUAAUAUUGACCCACAUUUUGAACAUUCAUAUGGACAGUUAGAUCAGAAGAAGAAAUGA